AUGGAAGAAUAUCGAAGCGGAGACCCAAGUCUGGCUUUUGUCGAUGAUGAAGCCGAAAAAGCUCCGACGUUUGAUGAUCCUUAUGAGGAGCGCAAGUAUGUCAAGCACAGGCUAGCACUAGGAUUCCGGGUGCUAGCAAAUUUCGGUCUUGCUGAAGGCGUUGCUGGACAUGUAACUGUGAGGGAUCCUGUUGAUCCCAAUAGCUUCUGGGUAAACCCUUUCGGGCUACACUUCUCCCUUAUCCGCGACGAAGACCUGAUUCGCGUCAAUCACGAAGCGGCCUAUGCUAUUCAUGCAGAGAUACACAAGGCUCGCCCUGAUGUUCUCUGCGCGGCCCAUUCGCAUAGUACCUACGGACGUGCUUUUUGCGCCACUGGACGGACACUAGAUAUGCUCACGCAGGACUUUUGCGUAUUUUGGAACGAUCAUAUUCUGUGGUCAAAUUUUGCCGGGCUUGUACUGGCCCCGGCUGAAGGCAAAGCCAUUGCCGCAGCUCUGGGUACUAAGAAAGCAGCUCUUCUGGGCAACCACGGUAUUAUGACAGUCGGGCCCACCAUUGAGGCUACUAUCGCAUGGUUCGUGCUGCUAGAGAGAUGCUGUCAAAUCCAACUUUUGGCCGACGCGAGCUCGGCAGGAUCAGGAAAACCACUUUUGACGAUUGGCGAGCAUGAAGCUAAAUCCACCUGGGAGGCAGUUGGAACGACAGGCAAUGGGUACUUCCAGGGUCUCCCUCUUUUCCAGGUCGCGGAACAGGAGUUUAAUGAAAGGUCUUUUCUAGGAAAAGGGCUUAAGGCAGCCUGA
Messenger RNA from Fusarium musae, 801 nucleotides. RefSeq lists its product as uncharacterized. The record is from RefSeq and is a predicted model, not a curated record. The transcript is spliced from 3 exons. Lineage: Eukaryota; Fungi; Ascomycota; Sordariomycetes; Hypocreales; Nectriaceae. Gene Ontology annotation, molecular function: actin filament binding. Bases 1 to 801 code for a protein of 266 amino acids. Gene Ontology annotation, cellular component: cytoskeleton.